Messenger RNA from Dendronephthya gigantea, 2401 nucleotides. RefSeq lists its product as uncharacterized. The record is from RefSeq and is a predicted model, not a curated record. Bases 17 to 2149 code for a protein of 710 amino acids. Lineage: Eukaryota; Metazoa; Cnidaria; Anthozoa; Malacalcyonacea; Nephtheidae. The transcript has 14 exons.
UUAGUUAUGUUGAGUGAUGAUUGAAACUGGAACUUUGUACGUUGACUGCAAAUGCUAUCAGUCGUCUGAAACGGUUUCAUAUUACUCUUUACAUAUGUUAUACGUUGCCCUAAUCUGGCAGACAGCGAGGUUUUGUUUCCGACAACAUUUGUUGAUAUAUUCGCGUUUUCACAUCGACGUGGUUUCUGAAGACUGCAUUAGAUAUAGCUACGGUAAAAUGAUGUGUCAAAGAUUCUGUGUGGUCAUUGUACUUCUAUUUCUUCCUGUAAUCGAGUCGAAGAUGCGAAAAGUGCUUAAAGUUCGUAAUUACCAUGACCCUGGAACGUGCGCAAAAUCCAACCACGGUGAGCUCAUCUUGGUGAAAGAUCGUGAAAACAAGGAUACCAUUGUGGUGUGCACUGAGGAUGCAGGAAUAUACAGUUGGAAGACAACGGAAGGUUCAAGACCACCUGGUGAAUAUUUCAAUCCCGGAUAUGACUGCUUGGAUAUCUUGACUCGAAACAGAAAAGCGAAGGACGGUUAUUACUGGGUUGAUUUUCACCGCUCAGUUCCAUAUAAGGUGUGGUGCGACAUGACAACAGAUGGUGGGGGAUACAUAUUAAUAGGGUGGAUGAACAAUAGCGUUACAUGGAAUGUACCCUCAAGCAACGAUACUGUUGGACCAUUUGAUGAACCUCAUUGGUCAAGCGUGUUUGGAGAUAUACCUAUAUUGGAUUUUAGAGUCCAAGUUGCGGCUGACGUCGAUUACACACAAACAGUAGCACACUGGUCAUUUCGUUUUAAAAAUAAACGCCAACUGUCAAAUUUGAUGAUGGUAAAUGAAGGAGGCUGUCCAUACAAUCUACCAGGAAUUGGAGAUAUUUCAUAUGUGAAGGACCUGAUUACUGAAGAAAUUUCUUCAAAAGACUUUUCAUGCUCAGUGUUUGGUGUUUACAGCCAUCCUUCAGCUAAAAUUGGUUGGAGUAUGAUGAAUUCUUGUCUGCAAAAGCCGUGUCCUCAUGGAUUUGCAUAUCAUCCCUUAUUUCCUGUUCAGGUUGAUUUUUCUGGCGGAUUCAGUUUUCUUGCUGCAAACCAGUCUGAAACAAUUAGUGAUGGUACAACUGCAUUUUUUGGAUGUGAUAAAGGAAAGUGCUGUGCCUGUUAUGGUCCAGUUGGUCGCAAUGGAGUAUAUUGUGGUAGAGAAUGCAAGGCUAAGAACGGUGGUACGGUUGUGAAAGAUGCUCACGCUUGGUUUUGGAUACGAUUAAAUCCUCCGCAAAAAGUCUGGGAGAAGUGCAUGGAAUACAGGACGGAAGAAGAAAAUGGUGACGCAGCAUGGUAUAAGCUGAUUGGAGAUAGAGAAACACCUGUGAAGGGUCGAUGUGGAAAAAAUAAAGCAAUUUUAAAUGAUGGGAUUGUAGUUGUUCCUGAUGAUGUCACCCAAGAUAGAAUACCGCAUAUUACUGGUUUGUUGGCGUAUCAGAAAGAUAGCCAAGUUCUUCGUUUAAGAAAAAAAGAUGCGUGGAAAAAUGUGGCAGAGGAAGAAAUGGUACUCAGGAUUAACAAUGAAACUCUGACAAGGCUGGAGUUGAUGGUGAACUUACUACAUUCUCGAGACAUUUUAGCGUCAACAAUAUUGAGAAAUGAGCCACCAGAAUUUCUGGAAAGACUCAAACAGUGGAUCCCAUUUAAUACCUUAACUCGAUGUUAUCGGGCCUCAGAAGAUGGGUGGCUCUCGAACGUUUUUCACUUGCAAUGUGGUGGUAUUGGAAAAACUGUUACCCUUGUAAAAGUUCAAAAUUACAUUUUUGGGGGAUACAGUGAUCAAUCAUGGGGAAUAAUAGGUUCCAGUGCAUCAUACAUAUCCAGCUCAAACUCCUUCGUCUUCUCCUUUCGUAACAAAGACAAUCUCAGUCCAUUCAAAGCUAAUGUAUAUCAAAACAAUGGUAACGCUAUUUACACAAACAUUGGUUACGGACCAACCUUUGGGGGAGGACAUGAUUUCUACAUUGCGACCAAUGCCAAGAGUUCAACGAGUUCAUAUUCAAACUUUGGUCACACCUACCUUCCUCCAUCAGGCUACAGCUAUGCCAGCGGUAACACCCGAGCGUUAUUGGCAGGGAGUUAUCGCUUCCGCCCUUCCGAAGUGGAAGUUUAUUACUUUUAUUAAAUUACUUUAUAUUACUAUUACUUUACUUUUAUUAAUUAAUAUGAUUAAAAAUAUAGAGCUAAAGUCUGAAUUAGCAAAUUUUGCUACUUUAUGUAACUUUAAUUGAAAAUGCCGGUUUUGAACAUACAGUAGUGAAAAUUUCCAUUAUUGAAUAACUAUUAGAGAGUCUACCACUCUACCGGCAAAUUUAUCUCAGGGCUGUUUUGUAAAACUUUUAAGAUUAAGACAUGUAAACAACAGAAAUUCAUUAAU